AGUGCAGAAGCAGUGGCGUGCUGUAUAAACCAACUAGACCGCACCGAAUAAGUAAGGUGAACGCCAGCGACCGCGGCAGAGUGUUUAUAUCUGUUUAAUUCGCUAAAAUUCAUGCUACUAAAAUGGUGCACAUCAAGUUCCUUCUACUGGUGACAUUGAGCUUAGCUGGUUUGGCUUUGGCGCGGGUAGAAAGAUUUAACGAAGUGGAUCGUCAUCUUUUGGAAUUAUUGAAGCGUUUGGAAGACCGUCAAAUCAAGGAAUCGGCCCCCGAUUCAAUCACGGAAGAAAUAUCAUCGAGGGGUACGACCGCUCCAGCUAUAGGUAUCGAUCUUGGCACCAGCUACUGUCGUGUUGGCGUUUUCCGGAACGGAGAAGUGGAGAUCAUCCCCAAUGAACAAGGCAACCGGAACACGCCCAGCUAUGUCGCCUUCACCGAUACCCAGCGUCUAAUCGGAGAUGCGGCAAAAAAACAGGCGGCAAUGAACCCCUCCAACACAGUGUAUGAUGUUAAACGUCUGAUUGGUGAAAGGUUCAGUGAAUCGUCCGUGCAGUCAGACCUGAAGAACAUGCACUGGCCCUUCGCAGUCGUGGACGAUGCCACUAAGCCAAAAAUCCAGGUUGAAUACAAAGGCAAAACAAAGACGUUUCACCCCGAGGAGAUCAUUGCCAUGCUUUUGGUCAAGAUGAAGCAGACAGCAGAGGCUUACCUCGGACAGACUGUCACCGAUGCCGUAAUCAGCGUCCCGGCCUUUUUCAGUGACUCCCAGCGCCAAGCCACCAAAGAUGCCGGUGCCAUUGCUGGCCUCAACGUCUUGCGUCUCAUCAAUGAGCCAACUGCAGCUGCCCUUGCUUAUGGUCUUGAUAAGAAGGUUAACAGUGAGAGAAAUAUCCUCAUCUUUGACCUGGGUGGCGGCAAGCUCGACGUGUCAGUGUUGGCAAUUGAAGAAGGCGUCUUUGAGGUCAAGUCAAGUCACGGAAACACCCAUUUGGGGGGCGAGGACUUCGACAACCGGAUGGUCAAGUGGUUUAUUAAAGAAUUCAAACGCAAGCAUCAGAAGGACUUAUCGACUGACGAGCGGGCCCUGAGGCGACUGCGCAUAGGAUGCGAGAGUGCCAAGAGGACCUUGUCGUCCAGCAAAAAGGUCAGCAUUGAACUUGACUCACUCUUUGAAGGGAUCGACUUCUACACUUCUAUCACAAGAUACCGUUUCGAAGAGCUGAACAUAGAUUUGUUCAGAAGCACCCUGGAACCAGUUGAAAAAGCCUUGGCUGACUCGAAACUUGAGAAGAGCCGCAUAAAUGAGAUUGUGCUUGUCGGCGGCUCCACCAAAAUUCCCCAAAUCCGGGCGUUGUUGAAGGACUAUUUCGAUGGCAAAUUUAUCACCAAGAGCAUUAACCCAGAUGAGGCUGUGACCUAUGGAGCAGCUGUGCAGGCGGCGAUUUUGCAUGGGGACAAAUCAGAGAAGGUUCAGGAUCUGCUUCUUCUUGAAGUGGCCCCACUCUCGCUCGGAGUUGAGACUGCUGGAGGUGUCUUUACCAAACUGAUCAAGAGGAGCAGCACAGUUCCGACCAAGCAAACCCAGAAGUUUACCACCUACUUGGACAACCAACCAAGUGUACUGAUCCAGGUGUUUGAGGGUGAGCGAUCCAUGACUGCAAACAACAAUCUUCUGGGGAAGUUUGAGAUAUCUGGAAUACCACCAGCUCCAAGGGGUGUCCCGAAUCUUGAGGUGACCUUUGACAUUGAUGCCAAUGGCAUCUUGAAUGUGUCUGCUGCUUUAAUUAGCGGUGGCAGAGAAGACAGCAUCACAAUCACCAGCGACAAAGGUCGUCUAUCCCAAGAGGAGAUUCAGAAGCUGGCGGCUGCUGAGAAGUUCCAGGCGGAGGAGGCCUAGCACUAACGCAUCACUGCCAAGAAGGACCCGGAAGGCUUUGCCUGGACAGAAUUGUUCUUUGAGAAGCUUGAAGGUUACAUAAUUCCAAUAUAAUACCCAAUCAGUCAAGCAUAUCAGAGUACACUGCGUUAUUUUUCCUUCGAUUAACAUUCCUUAGUUCGUAAAGUCAAUUCUUUUCUCAUCGCUUACUUCUGAUUUUGGAAGGCGGGAGCUGCAUGUAAAAACGUAGUGGUGCUUGUGGCCUAGUGGUUAAGGUUUGUGAUCACUGUCAAAGGGUCAGAUUAAAAUCUGUUUAUAAUCAAAUUAAUUUAACAACCAAUUAACAAUUAAAACUUAAUCUCGUCACAUAAAGAGUCUCACUUAGUAACCACCGCUUUCUCUUUUUAUGUAGUUUAAGUCCACCUGAUAUGCAUGGUGCACAUGUAGUGUAGCACCUACCUGUGAUGUACUUGUAGAGUACACAGAUACACGUCCCAUGGGAGUAAAGCCCCAGCUUUCAAGCCAUGCUCUUUAUUUACCAGACUUUGAUAUUUGUAGAGAGUAGUCUCAUGAAUGGAAUUCAGUGUGAGCCAAGAGGUAAUACAUGCAGGGACUGUUUUGUAGAUAAACAGCGCCUGUGGGGACGAGCUUAAUAUUUUUUUAUAUUUUUACUCUUUGACAGGUCUGUAAUAUUCACACGUAGUUUACAAUAUUGAAAACCACUUUUUGAUGUUAUCAUUCUGCAUGUAAAUGCGUUGGGUCUGGUGGUGAUUGGCUUUUUGGUUAUUAAAUUAACUAGAGUAAUGACUCGAGAUUGAUUAAAACUCACUAUACAAACAUACAAACACUAUACAAAUAACAUUUUGUCACUGGCUAUUUAAUCCCAAGAGAGGAAAACAAGUUGGUUAAACCAAUGCUUCUAUUUUCCUGAAAAGUGUCUCCUAAUACUCUAUAGUGUUUAUCUUAUUGGUGGACACUUGAGUCUCGUAAAAUUAAAUAAUGAUUCAUAUAUACUUAGCUUAACCAUUCUUAUAGGUUGGAAGAUCGUCACAUAGCCAGUCUUAUAAAUGGUUAACAAAUAUUUGGCCGGCUGAGCUUGAGCAUUUUUCCUGAGUCGCCUGAAAUUUAGACUCCUGUGAAUUCUAGUCCCUCCUUUGUGUAGGUUGAAAAUUCUCAGAAUUCACUUAUUUUUGCACACAUAAAUUAUGGUUUAAUAAUAAUUUCAUUUAAAUUUAUGUGAUGGAAAUUGGCCAACUCGGGCAAAAACGUCUGCCUUUUGUCUGUGCCCCCCUCCCCAUAUUUCAGUAAGCUGCUUUGCUACUUUCAUUCAGUCUGGAUGAAUAUUAUAUUGCCAUUCUUUUCAAGUGUUUCAAAUGUACAUGAAGGACUUCAUUCAAAAGCACUUUCUUAUUCUCUUUUCUGAAAGGCCUCGGACAAAACACACACGAAAAACCUCACCAGUGAUGAGAGGGUACGUACUGUGAUGUUGCACAAACAUCUCCAGAAAAAAUAUUGUUUUCUUGGUGGAUAUCAGAAUGAACUUAGCAAUGUAAACCUAUGUGACCUGUCUCAGUUGUCACAGCUAUUGUAAAGGCAAAACCUCUUCCCACACUUGAUUCUGGCUAUAUAGUGUUAACGAUGUUACCCAACAUGGUAAGUCCAGUUAUUCACACUAAUUCAGCAUGUUUAGGUUUCACCAUAUGCACUGCUAACGAAGCUACCUUUAAGCCAUUCUUCGCUUCAUUUAAAACUUUGGCAUUUUGCAAAGAAAUUGGAUGUCUGGAGUUGUGAUAAAAUUGUGAUAAAAUUUUGCAAAGAAAUUGGAUGUCUGGAGUUGUGAUAAAAUUGGUAGGAAAACGUCCGCAGUAACAGCAUCAGCUGGAAGUCCUAAGGAUUCUUAGCACAGAAACACACAGGGGAGAAAAAUUUUGGAACAUGGGGCUUCUCUCUGUCUGCCAAUAUGCACUGCCCAAAAAGCCAAGAAGGUAUGGGUUACACUUUACGGAAUGGCCUGAAGAGAAUAGAACCUGUCAACUGUGUCUCAUCAAUGUGUCACUUUUGCACCCUUAUCACACGUUUCUCUUUGCACAUACUGCAAAAAUACACAGAGUUUGUCCCAGCUGUUUGUACAAAAGUUUUGUUGGAGAUUACGCUGUGUGUUUUAAUGAAAAUUCAAUGAAAUACUCUGAAUUUUAGGAAUUUUACAAUUAAAUUCCACAUGCUCUAACCAAAUGUAAGUAAAUACGUACCGUUAUUGGAUGUCACAUAUCAAGCUCGAACAAAUCGUAUUAGAAAGUGAAGUGUUGGUAUUUGUGUAAUUUGGAUGGACGGGAUGAGUGUUAGAAUGAAAUUUGACAAAACGAUUGAAGAAACAAAAUAUAUAGAUAUUGAAGGGGGGUAUAUUUCGGAGUAAAAGGGCAAAUCUGAGAGGAAAAAAGGCACGUUUUAAAAAAAGUAGGCCUAUCACCGACAAUAAAAUCCAUCUUGUUAUAUGGUUAAAGACAUAUAUUCUAAUGUACUUCAACAAUUAAGUAAAUUGAAUAAUUUAUAAACCUUGUCAAGACAAGUAUUUUUUAACUGAGGAAAGACUGCUGAUUUUGAUUAUGGCAGGCAUGACACUCAGUCAAAUCUACGAGAAAAAAUCAACGGGUCAUAAAGUCACUUUGGGGUAUUUGGCACAAAACCCACCGUUUUCACAUACUGUACAAUUUCAAAAAAAAUAUAUACAAUUUUUGUAGUAGGAAAUCAUCCUGUUCCCCUUCUAACAACUCGACAUUUUUGUGACUUUCAUAAACAUAGGCAUAAAUAGGCAUAUUUUUAGUGUAUACGAUCACUUCCAGAUGGUCACUAAAUAGAUUGGGCAUGAAACAUCUGAUCGAAACCUGAAAAAUGAAGCUUAAACAACAUUUAAAAUAUCAUUAAAUAGAGAAAAUGUGACUACAUAGGAUAACUUCAAUUCCACAGAAAGGAAAUUGUUGACAAUGCAGAACUAGGUCCACCUUACGAAACCUGGAAAACGCAGUUCAGUGUAUAGAUCGUUGAGAUCAGUCGCCUGUCCUCUUCUGGAAAAGUCCAUGUAUCUCCUUCAAGUUAAAAUGCUUUGCAAUUUAGUUAAAUUAUUAAGUCUAAUAUAAUCCUGCUUCAAUAGCCUACAGAAAUCAACAAAGCGAUCCGCAGUGGGAAGGGUCAUUACUGCUUCAACAAAGGAACAGGCGCUUGGAUAUUACAAAAAAAUAUUUUCGAGUUAACUACAAAGAAAUUUUUCCUAUUCAAAAUUGCAACAUAUCGUCUGCAAAAACUUUCUGGGGUAAGAAAAAACUCAAUAAGUGUAAUAUCCCAGCUAUCGAAGGACCUAAUAAUGCCAAGUUUUUGAAAAGUAACUUUGUUCCCUUCCGUCUUGGACUUCACCUUUUAACUCGGCUAUUUUGGGGACUUCGGACACCAUGGUCGUAUUAUUGUAUUACUUUCCCUCGGUGUAUCACAAAUACUGCGUGUGCAUUUUCUGCUCUUAUUGCACUUCGUUUCCAGAGCCUUGCAUGACAAGAAUAAACUCAGUGUUCCUCCGACUCAAA
Molecule: messenger RNA, 5446 nt
Organism: Acanthaster planci (crown-of-thorns starfish)
Lineage: Eukaryota; Metazoa; Echinodermata; Asteroidea; Valvatida; Acanthasteridae
Product: heat shock cognate 71 kDa protein-like
Molecular function (GO): ATP binding; ATP-dependent protein folding chaperone
Source: RefSeq, a predicted model, not a curated record